AUGGCGCGUGCCAAUCUCCUCCUUAGCGCUGAGCUCGAGCGCGCGUUCGCCGACGCACAAAGUGGCAAGUUGCGCUACGUCAAAGUCUCGAUCGACGCCGAGUCUUUCGUACUUAGUGCGGUAGGGCCUGCAACUCCAGCUCCUCGGGACGAUGUCGCGCACUUGGUUGCGUCGUGUUUAAGCGCCGACGAAGCGGCAUUUGUGCUGCUGUGUCCCGAUACAAACGUCUCAGCUUUGCGUUGGGUCCUUUUGGCGUUUGUACCGGAGAGUGUGAGUGUGCGGGACCGGAUGCUGUAUUCGUCCUCCCGUGAUUCGCUCAAGAAACAGCUGGGAUUGAAUUACUUUUCCGGGGAAUUCCACGCCACGGAACUGAGCGAAGUAACGUGGGAGAAUUUUCUAGCGGCGAGGACAAAACAUGCGGCCGACGCGCCGCUGUCCGAGUCAGAACGGCUGUUGAAAGAAACGGCCAAGUUGGAGCGGGAUACUAACGUCAAGUCGAGUGCCAUGGGCGUCGUGCCCUUUGAGAUCACGCAGAACGUGCGGGAGAAGCUGAAACUGCUGCAGGACGACAAGUUUGACUGGAUUGCCAUGAAACUGAGCGACGAUAACGUUCGUGUCGAGGUUGUCAAGAGUCUUGAGCACGUCGACCUCAUUGACGUGCCCACGGCACUUGAUCACCGCACUCCGAGCUUUGUAGCGUAUCACUAUCGUGGCCCGCUAACGUCGGAUGCUUCGUCUGCUUUGAUAUUUCUGUAUGUGUGCCCAGAGGACUCACCAGUGCGUUUGAAAAUGGUCUACUCGACAUGCAAAGCUACAGUGCUCUCCGUUGCUAGGGAAGAGCUGCACAUCACAUUUGACCACACUAUCGAGAUCAAUGCUCCUUGCAGUGCAGCCGACGAGAUCCGGUCGGUGGUCGCGCCUUCCACCGCUGAGGAGCAGCUGAAGCCGCGAGAGUUUGCACGUCCUGCUGCGCCUGGAGGUCGUGGACGUGGCAGAGGUAGGGGUAGAUCGCACGGCCCUGCAGUCGCCCACUAA
Molecule: messenger RNA, 1035 nt
Organism: Peronospora matthiolae
Lineage: Eukaryota; Oomycota; Peronosporomycetes; Peronosporales; Peronosporaceae
Source: the annotation of a GenBank genome assembly